CCAACAGGUUUUACAAACGAUUCAAUGGGUGAUAUGAAUAGAGACCAGCAAACGUUUUAUCUAAAAUUCCAUGCACAAUUUACACAAGGCCUUUAUGUCCAAAAUUGUAGUUACAGCAUUUACUUGUCUCUAUUCACUGUACUGGUCCGUGAUGGUGUAUCCAUUGGCUGGUGAAUAACCUGUACGUGGCUGGAUUCCGCCAACGAACAGAUAGUUAGGUGAGAUAUAUGGGAGAAAGUGCCAUUACGUUCUAUUGAAGAAUUGGGACAGGUUGAUUAGAGAGCAGGAGUUGCGCUCAUCUCGUAGUAUCGGACCCCAUCUGGUCUAACCAAGUGGUGGAAUUCAUUGGGCAGCAGCACAACCAUGACGGUGAACCGUGUCGCAAACAAGGAUCAACCUGACAAUGCGGUAGAAAAGGACUUGGAAAAUGAUGAGGAGCUCGGAGAAGAGGUGGAGGUAGACAGGGGGGCUGACACUGCUGAAAAAGUCAUCGAAAGCCUUGGCGAGUUCGGUCUCUUCCAGAGGCUCCUGCUUGCGGCAUGUCUGCUGACGGAGCUCCCCGCUGCUGGGGCCAUGAUGCUCAUGGCUUUCGCGGGGGCCAAGAGUCCAUGGAGGUGCUACGGCGGUAAUGCCACCGGGAUGAUUGGUAAUGAUACUGGUAUGAUCACUACGACGGUUAGCCCAGCCAAUGUGGAAAAUGUGACUAACAACACCAUGAACCAGUGUACGCCCGAGGGGAUUGUCUGCCCGGGACGAGAGUAUACCCUGGACCUUUCUUCCGUCGUGACCGAGUGGGACCUAGUAUGCGACCAAGACUGGAUUCCAGAUGCCAUCUCCAGCAUCCAGAUGGCCGGCGUUGUGGUGGGGGCAUUCAGUGUCGGGCAGCUCUCAGAUCUGUUUGGCAGAAAACGCGUCCUUUACAUCGUCUACUUCGGCAUUUUAUCCGGGACCCUAACCAGCGCCUUCAGCGUCACUUGGCACAUGUUCGCUGCUUUACGAUUUGUUGUGGGCUUGUCACUAGGGGGCAUCAUGAUCGUCAACAUCAGCCUCCCAAUGGAGUAUCUCGGAAAGAAAUAUCGCGUGUUGUGCUCGGGAAUCCCGACCUGGUCGGUUGGCAGCGUGAUCAUGGCGCUGCUGGCAUGGCAACUGAAGGAUUGGAGACAUCUUUCCAUAGCAACCGCAGUGCUUGGCUUCCCAAUUCUCUUUACAUAUUGGUUUUGCCCCGAGAGCAUUCGGUGGCUCAUAGCGCACGGAAGAAUCGAAGAGGCCGAGAAAAUCAUUGAGAGAAUCGCCAAAUUCAACAAGCGGGAAAAGCCCAACAUCACCUGCCUUCUUCAGGAUAUGAAAGACGCCGAGGAGGAGAAGCUGCUGAAGAAGAAGAAGAGGUACAGCUACAGACACCUCUUCACAACUCAGGAGAUCAGGAAACACACUCUUAUGAUGGGAUAUAUCUGGAUUGCCAAUGGCCUGGUUUACUACGGCCUGGCAUUUGGUGUAAAAAAUCUGGCCGGAGAUAGGUACCUGAAUCUGUUCCUGAUUGGGAUGAUCGAGUGUGUGGCGCAACCUACAGCUGGAUUCCUUAAUGAAAGAAUUGGCCGUCGCAAAUCCAGCAUGGGCUUCUACACGUUGGCGAGCACUGGGAGCCUGAUUGUCCUCAUCCUCACCCUAGCUGCCCCAGAUCAAGGCAUCGUCAUCACCGUCUUCGCCAUGUGUGCCUGGCUCGGCAUAUCGGGCGGAUGGACAGCCGUCCAGACGAUGACUUGUGAGCUCUUCCCUACAGUUGUACGUAAUAUCGGUUAUGGUUUCUGUUCAACCCUGGCGCGUUUAUCAAGCAUUGCAGGACCACAGGUGGUCUAUAUUAGCAAGUAUUUCAAGGUGGCGCCGUUCAUAGUCUGUUCAAGCUUCACAUUGCUACAGGUCAUCGUGUUGAUAUUCCUGCCAGAGACGAAGGGAAAGCCGCUGAAUGAAUUCAUUCGUAAACCAUCAUUCCAACACCCAGACAAUAAACACGCGCCAAAACACGGCACUGACGGCAACAACCACCAACAGUAUACUAAAGUUUGAAUGAUGAAAUGGUGGUUUUUGACUUUGGUUGUUAAAAUAGUAUGCAUCAAGCAGUAUGUUCAAAAACUGCACCAAUGUUUUGUAAAACUGGACUCUGAGGCUAAAACAGUGAAAUGUUGACUAUAGUACAGUUGCUGUCUGUUUCAAUGUGCUUUCAAUUCAUUCCCCAUCCAAAUCCUGAAACCCUUCAGGAAGACAGGGAGGGCAUAAUUCUAUGCAACACUUGGCCAAAUCAGGCAAGUUGAAAGUAUCAAGUGGCAUUUGAUUGGCCGAUCCUCAAAUCAACGACCUUCCAAUCACAAAGCAGACGUCCUUCCAUUGCCACCAAGCUUGAAAAUUGAGAAGAACAGAGAGUUAUACAUUUUUUUCAAAUUCUUGCCCAAAUGGUAUCUUUUGUACAGAAAAGAAGUCAUAUUUUUGCAUAAUUAUUCUAUUUCCUCUAAAAGAUAAACUUUGAUUGGUAAAAGUUUUAUA
Molecule: messenger RNA, 2538 nt
Organism: Lineus longissimus
Lineage: Eukaryota; Metazoa; Nemertea; Pilidiophora; Heteronemertea; Lineidae
Product: organic cation/carnitine transporter 2-like
Exons: 8
Coding region: 364-2064 (566 amino acids)
Biological process (GO): transmembrane transport
Cellular component (GO): membrane
Molecular function (GO): transmembrane transporter activity
Source: RefSeq, a predicted model, not a curated record